Molecule: messenger RNA, 1876 nt
Organism: Cajanus cajan (pigeon pea)
Lineage: Eukaryota; Viridiplantae; Streptophyta; Magnoliopsida; Fabales; Fabaceae
Product: AAA-type ATPase family protein
Cellular component (GO): microtubule cytoskeleton
Molecular function (GO): ATP binding; ATP hydrolysis activity
Source: RefSeq, a predicted model, not a curated record
CUAAAAGACAAAAAAUCUAAAUACAAUAAGGCAGAGGCAGACACAGGCGAACCGAAAUCGGGGAUUGCGAGUGAUGAAAAGCAUUCGCGAGGGAUGAGUUUCUUACAGGGAAUAAUUGAUUCCUUCAACUCCAUCUUCGUCUCCGAUAACAAUCCCAAUUUUCCUUCAAUGGAAGCUCCUUCUCCUUCUCCUUCUCCUUCGGUUUCCAACGAGCGCGUCGCCUACAAGCUCAAAGGCUACUUCGAUUUGGCCACGCAGGAGAUCGCCAAGGCCGUUAGGGCAGAGGAAUGGGGCUUAGCCGACGACGCGCUUCUUCACUACAGGAACGCCCACUCCAUCCUCGCCGAAGCCACUUCCACUCCCGUUCCCUCCUACAUCACUUCCAGUGAGCAGCAGAAGGUGCAGUCCUAUCGCCAGAAGAUAUCCAAAUGGCAGAGUCAGGUUUCUGAGAGAUUGCAGACUCUGAGUAGACGAGCUGGUAGCUCGUCUUCUAAUCAGAGCACCUCAAACCUUGUCCAAACUGCUGCAGUUCCGAUUAAGCCAUCGAGUACUAGAAAAAAUGUGCUACAAAAGCCCCCUCAAAGAACAGGUCAGGUGAAUAACGUUGGAAGCCCCAAACCUAGUCAACCGUCUGGUGGAAAUUAUGAUUCCAAACUAGUUGAAAUGAUUAACACUGCCAUAGUAGAUAGAAGCCCCUCUGUUAGAUGGGAAGAUGUCGCUGGGCUUGAAAAGGCAAAGCAAGCUUUAAUGGAGAUGGUUAUUUUGCCAACUAAGAGAAGAGACUUAUUCACUGGUCUUCGAAGGCCAGCCCGAGGUUUGCUUCUCUUUGGUCCACCUGGUAAUGGAAAAACCAUGCUUGCCAAAGCAGUGGCUUCAGAAUCACAAGCAACAUUUUUUAAUGUCACAGCAGCUUCCUUGACAUCAAAGUGGGUGGGUGAAGGUGAAAAGCUUGUCCGGACACUAUUCAUGGUAGCCAUAUCCAGACAGCCAUCUGUAAUUUUCAUUGAUGAGAUUGAUAGUAUAAUGUCAACAAGGUUGGCAAAUGAGAAUGAUGCCAGCAGACGAUUAAAAUCCGAAUUUCUUAUCCAGUUUGAUGGGGUGACCUCCAAUCCUGAUGAUAUUGUGAUUGUAAUUGGUGCGACAAAUAAGCCACAAGAAUUGGAUGAUGCAGUUCUUAGGAGACUGGUGAAAAGAAUAUACAUACCUUUACCGGAUGGAAAUGUUCGGAAGCUUCUACUAAAACACAAACUCAAGGGUCAAGCAUUCUCCUUACCUAGUAGAGAUCUAGAGAAGCUUGCAAAAGAGACAGAAGGAUAUUCUGGUAGUGAUCUGCAAGCCUUGUGUGAAGAAGCUGCAAUGAUGCCAAUUCGAGAGUUGGGUGCUGACAUUCUUACUGUCAAGGCUAAUCAGGUAAGAGGACUGAGGUACGAGGAUUUUAAGAAGGCAAUGACAAUCAUCAGACCAAGCUUAAACAAGAGUAAGUGGGAAGAGCUUGAACGCUGGAAUGAGGAAUUUGGCUCUAAUUGAAGAAAAUAAACAUCUGUGUACAUACAUAACUGAAAUUAGACAAGACAGACAUCAAGGUUAGUGGCUAAAAUAAUGAAUCAGGUAAGGGUUCUGCUUAUGUUGUAAAUGGCAGCCCCCAGCCUUGAGGCCAUUGUUUUCGACUUAGAAACCUUCAAAUGGAUGCCAUUAUUUAUUUGAUUUUAACUUCUAAUCUUUGUAUGUAAUUUGUGUUUCGGGUGAUUGUAAAUUGGUCCCCUCCCCGGUGGUUUUCAUGUCAGAAAAAGAGAAAAACAGGUUUGGAGACUGGAGUAUGACUUAUAAUACCGGAAAUGAAGGGAGAAAAAUAUUGAAACAAAGGUAUUUUCUUCAA